This is a messenger RNA of Uloborus diversus, 1650 nucleotides long. Its product is annotated as mesoderm induction early response protein 1-like. The coding region runs from base 25 to 1650 and encodes 541 amino acids. Gene Ontology annotation, molecular function: histone deacetylase binding; transcription corepressor activity. NCBI's taxonomy places the organism in Eukaryota, Metazoa, Arthropoda, Arachnida, Araneae, Uloboridae. Gene Ontology annotation, cellular component: nucleoplasm. The record is from RefSeq and is a predicted model, not a curated record. The transcript is spliced from 12 exons. Gene Ontology annotation, biological process: negative regulation of transcription by RNA polymerase II.
UUGUUGUUGGAAGAAAAUUACAUAAUGGCGGAGCCUUUUUCUUUCUCCUUAAGUGUAAGCGAGGCCAGUACUGAUAGUGAUCAAGAUUUUGACCCCACAGCUGAAAUGUUGGUAGAUGAUUUUGAUGAUGAACAUACUUUAGAAGAAGAAGAAGCAAUAGAGAGUGCUGAAAGUGUAACAAAUGAACUAGAUGAUUUACAGCGGGAAGGAGAAAUGCCUCUAAAUGAAGUUCUUGCAAUGUACGGCUAUGAAUCUAGUGGGGAAUAUGACGAUAAUAACCAUGGAUCUCAUUAUCAUGAUAGUGAUUCUUCACUUUUAGACUCUGCACAAGAACUCUCAGAAAAUCCCGAAUCUCCACAUUCUGUUGGGAACCAGAUGAUUCCAUCUCAAACUUCUGACAGUUCUACAACUGAUGAAAGAAAAGUAGAUGAUAUUAUGGGGUUUGUUUUUACUGAUGCUCCAGAUGUGCCGAUGGGAUCAUCUAGACCACUUUUAAGAUCUGUACAUCAAGCUAGUGAAUCUUCAGAUACAGGUACUGACUAUGACUAUUCUCCUGAUGAUGAUUGGAGGAAGACAAUUCAAGUGGGUUCAGAUUUUCAAGCUGUAAUUCCCGAAGGUCUUUCAAAAUAUGAUGAUGCACCAGCAUAUGAAAAUGAAGAUCGCUUACUUUGGGAUCCUACAGUAUUGCCAGACCAAGAAGUUGAAGAUUACCUCAGACAGUGUAGGUUGCCUAAACCGGGAAGUGGAGUUAAUACUUUACCAACUGGAAAGCAUGUUAAAGAUGAUGAGCAGGCUCUAUUUUUAUUACUACAGUGCGGGCAUAACAAAGAUGAAGCUUUAAGACGUCGCCGCAUGCAAUCUCUGCCACCGGCAGAUACUAUGAGUUUAUGGUCUGAAGAUGAAUGCAGGAGCUUUGAAACUGGUUUGAAAUCUUAUGGAAAAGAUUUUCAUUUAAUUCAGAUUAAUAAAGUUCGAACGAGAGCUGUUGGUGAGCUUGUGCAGUUUUAUUAUUUAUGGAAAAAGACUGAACGUCAUGAUGUGUUUGCAAGUAAAAAUAGAAUAGAAAAGAAAAAAUAUGCUUUGCACCCUGGAACAACCGAUUAUAUGGACAGAUUUCUGGAGGAACAAGAAAAUCCUACCUGCAUGAGGGAUCGAUCAUCAAGUCCAAAUUCCAGUUUGCCUAUAUUUGAAGAACACAAAAAGAGAACUCCUCUUAAUAGCCCUGAUACUAAUGCUGACAGUUCAACCCCAGAGUUUAGUAUCCAAAGUUUUGACAUUAUGGAUGGUCCAUCUAGCACUAGCACAUUUAGCACUGGUACUGUAAGCACCAGUUUUGAAAGGGAACAUAUAUCAAAUAGAAAUCAAACUAAUAACUGUAAUGAAUAUUGUGGGGAAUAUAUGAAUGGUGAAGAUCGUGUUACUAGCACAACCCCUACAUCUCCAAAUGAAAACCUUAUUUGCUUAAACAUGGAUGCACUAACAGAUGUUAGUGAGAACAUGGCAACUCAGUCUGACUCUAGUAAAAAUAUGCCGAUAAAUCCGCCCAAUGAUGUGGUUAGCUGUUCUCACAUAUUAAGUGAUGUACCUAGAUUUCAUGAAGGGUGCAACUUUAGGUUCGACUAUAAUAAAGAUAGUGUACCUAUUGAAUAG